AUGGACACCGCCCUGCCCUGCCUCGUGGCCGUGCAUGUGGGGGCAGGGUGGCAUUCACCCUCCAAGGAGAGCGCCUACAAGCGCCUGAUGUGCGAAGCGAUCUCGGCGGCGACAACGGCGCUCGUCGCCGGCCGAAGCGAGCUUGGCGCCGUGGUGGCUGCCCUUCGUAUGUUGGAGGACAGCCCCCUCACCAACGCCGGGUCUGGCUCAAACCUCAACAUCGCGGGCCAUGUGGAGUGCGACGCCAGCGUCAUGGCCGGCGACGGCGCGUUCGGCGCGGUCGGGGCGGCGCCGGGCGUGCGCCACCCGGGCGCCGCGGCUGCGCUUGUUGCCGAGGAGUCGCGGCUGCCCCUGCCGCUGGGGCUGGUGCGCCCGAUGUUCCUGGUAGGGGACGCCGUUCGGCGCUGGGCACUGUCGCGUGGGCUGGAGGCCGCACCGAGCGCUCACUCAGCCGCGACGUGGCUGAUCAGCCCUGCAGCAUCUGCUGCCUGGCGGCGCUACAGCAGGAUGCUGCGGGAGGCUGGAGGGCAGCACGCACAGCUUAUGCAGGAGCAGCAGCAGCAGUACCAGCACCAGCAGCAGCAGCAGCAGCAUGGUGAAGUCAAGGAGGACGGUCAUGGCGACUCAGCGGGGGAGGUCGAUGGCGCAGCGGGAUGCCAAGAGGGCGCAGAGGCUGGGGAGGAGAUCCGCCCGAUCAAGCGCCCUCGGGUGGGGCCCGCAGCGACGGGCAUCAUCAACGGCUGCCAGGACGAGCAGCAGGAGCAGCAGCAGCAGCAGCAGCAACAGCAGCAGCAGCAGCAGCAGCACAACAACAACAACCUGUACCAUCAGAAUCAGCGACGACGGCACGGCGCCGCCACCGCGGCCGCCCAGCACACACCUGAGGCCGCCGAGGGCGCGGCCAGCGGGGACGAGGCACCGCCCCCGCGGCGCAUAGGAGAUGUGUGCGACACAGUGGGCUGCAUCGUGGUCGGCCCCCGCGGCGCGGUGGCGGCGGGCGUGUCUUCUGGCGGCCUGGCCAUGAAGGCGGAGGGCCGUGUUGGGGAGGCGGCGGUUCACGGCUGCGGCUGCUGGGCGGAGGACCCGGCUGGGGGGCUCGACGGCGCGCCAGGCGUGGCGGUCAGCAUAUCCGGCUUGGGGGAGGCCAUCAUACGCGCCACACUUGCCAGGUCCUGCGCGGCCCGCGCGCAGCUGCUGGGGGACGAGGGCCCCGCGGCCACGGCCGCCGCCUUGCUGCAGGCCACGAUGACACAGGUGUGGGUCGCGGCGGAGGCGGCGGCGGCGGCGGCGAUGGCGGGGGCGGAGCGGCGCUCCAAGGUGCUGUAG
This is a messenger RNA of Monoraphidium neglectum, 1326 nucleotides long. Its product is annotated as Putative isoaspartyl peptidase/L-asparaginase 4. Gene Ontology annotation, biological process: protein maturation. Gene Ontology annotation, molecular function: threonine-type endopeptidase activity. Lineage: Eukaryota; Viridiplantae; Chlorophyta; Chlorophyceae; Sphaeropleales; Selenastraceae. The record is from RefSeq and is a predicted model, not a curated record. The transcript has 6 exons. Bases 1 to 1326 code for a protein of 441 amino acids.